AUGAUAUUAAAAAUAUUAUUCUUAGCGGCAGCAAUUGCAACAGUAAACGCUGGUAUUAGUUAUGAAAAUUAUAAAGUUUAUAAAGUCACACCAAGGAAUGAUCGUGAAGUAAAAGUAUUGACUGAAUUAAAAGAUCAAAAUGAAUAUAUGUUUUGGCUUAAUUAUGUGAAACAAGAUGUCGAAGCUAAGAUAAUGGUUGAUCCAACAAAACAAAAUAUGUUUGAAAAAUAUCUAUCUGAAAUGGGAGUUAAAGGUGAUUUAAUUGUGAAUGAUGUGCAAAGUUUGAUGGAAGAGCAAAUAAAACGUCCCGUAACAAGAAAUACUCAGGAAUACAACUGGGACUUCUACCAAUCCUGGGAGGAGAUCGAGAAAUGGAUGGAAGAUACAGUCGCCAAAUACCCGGAUGUAGCAGAAAUAGUUACGGCAGGAACGAGUAAUGAAGGGAGACAAAUAAGGGGUAUGAAAAUCGCCUUCAAAAAUCGAGAAACACCCGUGAUUGGUAUGAUCGAAUCAGCGCUACAUGCUAGAGAGUGGAUUACUCCCCCUACUGCGACAUGGAUGAUAAAUGAACUUCUAACUAGUACAGACCCUGCGGUCAGAGAAUUGGCUGAAAAUGUCGAAUGGCAUAUCUUCCCUGUUACAAAUCCAGAUGGCUAUGUUUAUACCUUUACCAAUAAUAGAAUGUGGAGAAAGAACCGCAAUAAGUCAUUAUUCACAAACUGUACGCACAGAAAUGUCGAUGAUGAUCUUAGUAAUGGCGUGGAUUUAAAUAGAAACUUUGGAUUUAGGUGGAAUACAAUUGGAGCAUCAGACGAUCCAUGUGACAUAACCUACGCUGGUCCAAUAGCGUUUUCGGAGCCAGAAACAAUGGCUAUAGUGAACUAUGUGAAAGGAUUACAAAACAAAGGCAACAUGGUGUAUUAUUUCUCGCUACAUUCGUACUCGCAAAUGUUAUUGGUACCCUACAGUGAUGUUGGCGGUGCUGGCGUGCUGAGUGUACCGAAUUACGGUGAUAUGUUUGAGAUUGCAUCAAAGGGAGCUGAAAAGCUUCAAGCAAGGCAUAAUACGACGUAUCGAGUUGGAACCUCUUUGGAUAUUUUGUAUCCUGUGACAGGUUCCGGAUUCGACUGGGUCAAAGGCGGUGCAAAUGUACCAAUUGUUCUUUUGUAUGAGUUGCGUGAUGUUGGCGAGUUCGGUUUUCUCCUACCACCGAGGUUCAUUCGACCAAACUGUGAAGAGUUCAUGGAUUCUAUUAUUGAGAUAGAUAGAGUCACUCGUGCGUUGGGCUAUUAUCACAUUAGUUCAGGGAACAUUUUAAAAAUAAGUAGUGUUUUGAUGGCCGCUGUGUUAUUCCUGCUAUUGUAA
Molecule: messenger RNA, 1365 nt
Organism: Pieris macdunnoughi
Lineage: Eukaryota; Metazoa; Arthropoda; Insecta; Lepidoptera; Pieridae
Source: the annotation of a GenBank genome assembly